CCCCAGGCACGACACUUACCACACCAUGGCCGAAACAAUAGAUCUUACUGUCGAGUUCACCGGGGGCCUUGAACUGCUCUUCUCGGAUCAACGCCAGCACAAGAUCUCAUUACCGGCCAAAGAUCCUCAGGGUCACCCAGCUACAGUUGCAUUCCUGAUCAAAUGGCUAUGCGAAAAUCUGAUGCAAGAUCCACGAAAAGACAUGUUCGUACUCGACGAUACGGUACGACCUGGAGUUUUGGUACUCAUCAAUGACUCCGAUUGGGAGCUAGAAGGAGAGGAGAAGUACGAAUUGCAACGCCGAGACAACAUAGUGUUUGUAUCAACGCUGCACGGUGGAUGAGAAAAUGAUAAUCUCGCCAAGCUGGAGCGCACAAGGACCUCUCAUAAGUCGAACUUUGAGAGUCUGCUCCACUGACCGACCUAUACCUCACUGUAGUAGGUGCAUGUCUUACAACCGCAGAGAAAUGUGGCAUUCAUUUUUCAGGAACUUCUUUGCUAAAGUCGCCAUAUCCAUGUACGGAAUGAGGUCUGGUCCAAAUUGCUCUUCGAAGUCCAUU
Molecule: messenger RNA, 560 nt
Organism: Cercospora beticola
Lineage: Eukaryota; Fungi; Ascomycota; Dothideomycetes; Mycosphaerellales; Mycosphaerellaceae
Gene: URM1
Product: ubiquitin-related modifier URM1
Biological process (GO): protein urmylation; tRNA thio-modification
Cellular component (GO): nucleus; cytoplasm
Molecular function (GO): protein tag activity
Source: RefSeq, a predicted model, not a curated record